Hyaloscypha bicolor E is the source of this 1376-nucleotide messenger RNA. RefSeq lists its product as uncharacterized. Lineage: Eukaryota; Fungi; Ascomycota; Leotiomycetes; Helotiales; Hyaloscyphaceae. The transcript has a single exon. The coding region runs from base 159 to 971 and encodes 270 amino acids. The record is from RefSeq and is a predicted model, not a curated record.
GUGAAGUGUGGGGUAGUGGGGAAGCUCCAAAUGAACCUCAAUUGUACUGUAAUAUCAUUUGAGAAGUCUCAUAGUCGUCCAGAAGCCCCUUCUCUUUGCAUUUCCAAGGCGUUGUCCUCGUUUCUUGCCUCUCUUCACUGCAACCUUCAUCCAUCAAGAUGCCGGUCUGCGCAAUCCACCUUUUGUCUCUCCACACCGCAACCAAGACCAUCCCCGCCUUCCUCCAUACCCUCCAUUCUCACUCCUCAACACUCAAACCCCUCGUUGUUUCGCGAGUAAUCCGCUGGAUCAUCCUCCCCACCUCCCUGUCAACCCCAGAGCUCCUAGCACAGAACAUCCACUGGGACAUCCUGCUCAUCGUAGCCUCCACCACUCCUCUCCCCACCUCUCUCCAAAAUUUAAUCCAACACCAAUGGACAGUCUACGCAGGCGUUCCGUCUCGCCUUCUCGCGGACUUCCACUCAAAGAACCACCGUCUCUUGCAUCCCGAGAAAGGCGAUAUCCCGCCUCUCACAGGAUCACUGGACAAACCGCGAAUUGCAACUUCAGCACAAGGUCUAGAACUAAGUCCCGAGCUGCGAGAAUGGAUCCAAACUUUCAGUCAAUCCUCAGAAGGGCAAGGCGCAGUAUCGAUGUUGAAUCUCCUCGCUUUCCAGCCAGGUAAAAAGGAAGAUUAUCUCAAGUACGGUGCAGAGUUUUCGAAAUCCAUCGGCUCGCGUCGCGGUGGAAACGCAAAGAUUGUUGGGAGUGUGGUCCACGACGCAGGGGGAGAGGAUGGCGAGGCAUGGGACGAAGUGGCGCUAGCGCACUACCCUUCUAUCCUGCAUUUUGCAGAUAUGCUCGCAUCUCAGGACUACCAAGCUGUGAAUCAGAAGUAUCGAGUGCCUAGUCUGAAAGAUACGUUUAUUUUGUGCACGUCUGAGAUCGGAAUAGAUGAUUUCGGGAGCGGGAGGGAAGGACCGAAAUUGUGAGCUUCGGGUGCGGAUGAGGGAGGCAGUCUGGAUCGCAAUGGCACUCAGAUUAUAUCCUCAGUCAACAUUUCAAUGCCCCAUAUAUUCAAUGUCCUUCCACCACCUAGAAGAUCCUAAAACGAAAUAGAUUCUUUUCAUCUAGACAUGAACUUUCAACCUCAGCAAUAAUUAAUUUUCACAUAAUAUAUUUACGAUUACGAAAGAGAACAGAGGGGCGACUUCAAGAUGGCAGAUUUAACGCCACCACCCAGCCCUUGCCGCCUAUCCUCACAGAACCCUUGCCGCCUCUCCUCGCCCUGCCCAAAUCGUCUUUCCUCACUAAGAUAUAUCUCCCCACCAAAUCGCCUCUCCUCUCCAACAAGGGAUCUCCAUCGCAUCCCCGACCGUCACCGCUCUAUCACGAAA